Molecule: messenger RNA, 681 nt
Organism: Benincasa hispida (wax gourd)
Lineage: Eukaryota; Viridiplantae; Streptophyta; Magnoliopsida; Cucurbitales; Cucurbitaceae
Source: RefSeq, a predicted model, not a curated record
AUGGGUCUCCAGUCCUCUGUAAGAGCCAAGAGGCUUUGGAAUGUUUUGAAGGUGACACUUAUUCUAAUGGCAAGAAAAGGUUUGAUCUCAAAGAGAAGGUUCAUUAUGGACAUGAAUUUAAUGGUGAAGAGAGGGAAGUUGUUCAGAAAAUCUGUUACCAAUUACUUCAUGUUCCAUCACCACCACCACCACUCCAACGGCCGAGAUAUGACACGUGGCAGUUUCGGCAUACAGGAUUAUGAGUUCUCUUGCAGCAACACUCCCAUUAAUCCUGUUUUUUCCCACACGUCAAAGCGCGGCACCAAGUACCAUACUUACUUCCCCUGUAUCAACCUUCCAGUGGAAAUCGAAACAAGGCGGCAACAAGAAGAAGAAGAAAAAGAAGAGGAAGAAGAUUCAUACCCAGAAGCCAAGGCAGGCUGUUAUCUACUUAUGACUCCUGAGAACACAUUAAAUCACUUGCAGUAUAAUGCUUGUAGCUAUGCUUUAAGUCCUGCAAUGGAGGGGGCAAGCCCACUCGUUUCCCCAUUUAAUGUAAGGAUAUCCAACUAUUCCUCCGAAGAGGACAAUGAAAUUAGCUGUGAAAGUGGACAAGUGGAUAAUCAGGCUGAGGAGUUCAUCAAAAGGUUUUAUGAACAGCUGAAGAUGCAAAGACGCCUGCAGUUACUGCAAUAUAACUAA